Messenger RNA from Ictalurus punctatus (channel catfish), 3830 nucleotides. It is a transcript of the gene rskra, whose product is annotated as ribosomal protein S6 kinase related a. NCBI's taxonomy places the organism in Eukaryota, Metazoa, Chordata, Actinopteri, Siluriformes, Ictaluridae. Gene Ontology annotation, biological process: protein phosphorylation. Bases 317 to 1417 code for a protein of 366 amino acids. The record is from RefSeq and is a predicted model, not a curated record. The transcript is spliced from 11 exons. Gene Ontology annotation, molecular function: ATP binding; protein serine/threonine kinase activity.
CUGAUGAUUAAGAGGCGGGGUCAGACUGCUGGUGGUGGAGGCGUGGCCAUGUUUGUGGCGGCAAGGGCGUGGCCAGCCUGGUGUCCGUGAAAGGGGGCGUGGUUUGAGAUGGUGUCGCAUGGGACAGCGCACACAAUUCAAUGAUCUGAGCAUCAAGUCUGACCUGGAAUGACGCUCUCCUGUUUUGAGACACUGAAUGCGGUGAAAGUAAGUGCUGAAAGGAAACGAGUUGAGAUUUGAGCUCUAGGAGCCCACAGGAGCGAUUAUUUAAUGAAGAACAAGAUCAUCAUUCAUUUGUUGACAACAUGUGCGUGCUAUGGGCGGUGCUGUGAGCAGAAACAAGACACCUUUUUCAUCAGUGGAGAAGAGGUGUUUAUCCAGUGAGCAAAGGUUCCCGUCUCUCCAUGACGUACUUGUAGACCAAAGCAGUCCGUUCAGGCAGCAGAGUGACCAGUGCACAACAUCCCACAUCUGUAAACGUACCAAACGCCAAGAGACAAAUCCUCUACCUACAUCCACGUCCAUCUUCCUGCCAGAAUUCCCGCACCGUGACGGGAGACCUACACAUUUACAGGUAACUGGGGUAAUAGCCAAAGGAUCAUUUGGCCCUAUUCUGAAGGUGAAGGACUGGUCAAAGGAGAAGACCUAUGCUAUAAAGGUUUUACCCAAAUCUGAGGUUCUGAGACAUGGAGUCCUGGAACAGUCGAAAGAGGAGGUUAAAAUCCAGCGGCAGCUCAAGCACACUUUUGUCCUCGGUCUGGAGGACUGUUGGCAGAGUCAGAACAACCUCUUCAUCAUGUGUGAUUACUGCAGCACUGGAGAUCUGUACACCUACUGGAUGCUAACAGGCCAGUUUAAAGAGAGGGAGGUUCAGGUGUUUGCCGCUGAACUCGGCAGUGCUUUAGGUUUUCUUCAUGACUUUGGCGUAAUGCACAGGGAUUUGAAGAUGGAGAACAUUCUUUUAACUGACCAAGGUCAUGUCUGCCUGGCAGAUUUCGGACUGUCUCGUCGACUUGAGCGUGGUGAAAAAGCAUUUACAAUCUGCGGGACAAUCCAAUACAUGGCUCCAGAGGUUCUGACUGGGGGUCCUUACAGCCACGCAGCAGACUGGUGGUCUCUGGGCAUCCUGUUAUACACACUGGCUGCUGGAGAGCUCCUGUGCAAGACUCCCAUGCAUCGCCUGCGCUGUCUGGAACGCUAUAUGAGUCAGAGGUUUUUUAAUGGCGUCUCAUUUGACUCUCAGGUGCUGAUGAAGAUUCCCAUUCAACCAAUCCUUGAGCUAAAGAAUCACCCUAACCGGCCGGAGAAAUCAAUGAGAGGAUUAACAUACGACCAGCUUCAGAACUUUGAAUGUGAUCUCUUUGACGCUGCUUCCUCAAAUACAGAUUUAUCGCCUGCUAUCCCUCACCAACACUGAAGAGGCCUCAGAUUCUGCAUAUGGUGCAAUAUCCUCAACCAUUUCUAGACCAGAACCAAAAAAAUUGACACUCUAAAUAUGAACUAUACAAACAUAUGUAUAUAUCUGAAAUAAACACAGCUAUAGAUUGUGCUUCUGUCAGAGUAAAGAAAAAAAGAAAAGUAAUCUUUUAAAAUAAACUAUAAACACAUAUUUAGUCUGUCCUUUGAGAAUAUUCCUAAAUGUUUGUUUUUUUCUUUUAGUAAUCUCUGUAUCCAUUGCCCUUUUUUCAAACUGGGUUUGGCUAAGCUAGAAUGGUUCUGUAGGAACUGCUUCAGGAUGUUUACUGAAUGGAAAUGAUCAUUCACAUGUGGGAUUUUGCUAGAAAUGAUUUCAAUAUAAAUUAUUGUAACUGUGAAUGGUACUAUCUAACUUUUAGACCUUGGUAUGACCUAUUUGUGAGAGCAAAGACAAACCCAAAUGGGAGCAACCUUAAUAGGGCAGAAAAUUGAAGACCAGAUAAAGCAUCAUUAUUAAUGUUUUUAAUUAGGUAUCAGGGAAAAAAAACCCAAAGCCCCUGUGGAGUAGGCUAAAUAUAACAUUAUCUCUUUGUGAUUUUCCCUGGGGGCCCCUCCCAGACCCCAUCUUUCCUGCAUGUGCAGAGUAACAUUGGAAAAUCUACCUAAAUCUGCACCAAUCAGGUUCAGCACCUGAUCAUAAUCUCUAUGAAGUUUGAGUUUUUCCUUGCCACUGUCAACUCUGGCUUGCUCAUUGGGGAUCUUCAUCUACAUCUAGAAUUCCGUAAAGCUGCAGUGUGAGAGUGUCUAUUGUUAAAUGCAUUAUACAAAUAAAAUCAAAUAGAAUUGAAUAGAUGUGAUCACUUAAUGAAACUAACUUGUGUUUUAUAUAUACACACACACACACAUUAAAACAACUGUCAGGUGAAGUGAAUAACAUUGAUUAUCUCGAUACAAUGGUAACUGUCUCAGUUCUCGAUAUCGGUGUGUUGGAAGCAGGAAAAAUGGGCAAGCGUAAGGAUCUGAGCGACUUUGACAAGGGUCAAAUUGUGACGGCUAGACGACUGGGUCAGUGCAUCCCCAAAAUAACAGGUCUUGUGGGGUGUUCCUGGUAUGCAGUGAUUAGUACCUACCAAAAGUGGUCUAAGGAAGGCCAACCGGUGAACCAAUGACAGGGUCAUGGCGCGCAAGGCUAACUGAUGUGCGUGGGGAGCUACUGCUGAAAAAGUUCAUACUGGAUGUGACAGACAGGUGUCAGAACACACAGUGCAUCACAACUUGAUGCCUAUGGGGCAGUGUAGCUGCAAAGUCAGAGUGCCAAUGAAGACCUCAUUCCACUGCCAAAAGCAUUUACAAUGGGCAUGUGAGCAUCAGAACUGGACCAUGGAGCAAUGGAAGAAGUGGCAUAGUCUGAUGAAUUAUGUUUUCUUUUACAUCAUGUGGAUGGCUGGUGCGUGUGUGUCACUUACCUGGGGAAGACAUGGCACCAGGAUGCACUAUGGGAAGAAGGCAAGCCGGCAGAUGCAGUGUUUGAUGCUCUGGGAAAUGUUCUGCUGGGAAAUCUUGAGUCCUGGCAUUCAUGUGGAUGUUACUUUGACACGUACGACCUACCUAAACACUGUUACAGACCAAGUUCAUGCCUUCAUGGCAAUGAUAUUCCCUAAUGUCAGUGGCCUCUUUCAGCAGGAUAAUUCUCCAUGCCAUACUGCAGAAAUUAUUCAGGAAUGGUUUGAGGAACAUGACAAAGAGUUCAAGGUGUUGACUCAGCCUCCAAAUUCCCCAGCUCUCAAUCCGAUCAAGCAUCUGUGGGAUGAGCUGGACAAACACGUCCAGAGAUCCAUGGAGGACCCACCUUGCAACUUACAAGACGUAAAGAAUCUGCUGCUAAUGUCUUGGUGCCAGAUACCACAACACACCUUCAGAUAUAUAUGUCUAUACCUUCUUUUUGCUCAGGCUCAUCCCUAAAGGUGGAUUGCUCAAACCUGAAUAUUUGCCUCAGUGAGAAAUGCUGCUAAAUUUAGGCCACCUCACAGCAGACAUUAACCCAGUGGAGAUUUUUAUCAGCUUAGUUCUCCAUCAAUUGUCCUUGAAAACUGGAUCAUGGAGUUGUUGAAAACAUUCACAUGGUCAUUGUUGCUUUGGGAUUUAACUGCCUACAGAAUUUUGAAUUCACAUGAAGUGAAUUUAUUCUAGUUAGACCAGUGGUGCCUGGUCUGAUUCAACAGAUUAAACAAAUGGAAAGAGGUGUGGCUCUUGCUUUGUCUGAAAUGAAAACAUCCAGCCAUUUGGGGAUAAGACUGGACACCUCUGAGUUACAUUAUUAAAGGAAUGCAACACUCUCUUGUCUCAUGGAUUGAAGUGGAAUGAAGUGGAUUGAUGUCAUUUUUGGACUUCCCUGCUGCUGUUGUCGGUUCUCU